CCUUCUUAUCCCCCCUCGCCUUUCGCUCUUCUCACACACACACUCAUACAACAAACAAACCUCUCCCUUUCUAUCUAUUCUCUUUCUCUCAUUUCUCUGAACUCUAUCCUUUGCGUUUGUGAAACCCUAACCCUAAAGGAUUCGCCAUGAAAGGAGGCAAAUCCAAGACCGAGACUAAAAGGGCGGACUCUAGGCUUUCUGUGAAGAGUAAAGCCGUUGGAAAGGACAGGAAUCCGAAGAAGUCGUCGAAGAAGGAGAAGGCAGCGAAGGAUCCCAACAAGCCUAAGAGGCCUGCCAGUGCUUUCUUCGUUUUCAUGGAAGAGUUUCGGAAGCAGUACAAGGAGAAGCAUCCGAACAACAAAUCCGUCUCCGUUGUUGGCAAAGCUGGUGGAGAUAAAUGGAAGGCGAUGUCAGAAGCUGAUAAAGCUCCAUAUGUAGCCAAGGCGGAGAAAAGGAAGGCCGAAUAUAACAAGAGUUUGCAGGCUUACAACAAGAGAAAGGCGGAGGGAGUCGAUGCGGCCGAGGAUGCUGAGGAAUCUGACAAGUCGAAGUCGGAAGUGAACGACGAUGAAGAAGAAGAUGACGAGAGUGGAGAUGAGGAAGACGACGAGUAGAGAUCUGUAGGCGAAUGAAGGCUAGUGUGUAGGAAGUGUAGUGUAGGAUCGAUCUUUAUUCGAUGUUACUCAGUCAUAAAAAAAGGAAGAAAUAGAUGCUCGUUUUUUUUUCCCCUUUUAUCCUGUUGAUCUGAAAAAGAAGACAUUAACGGAGCUUUCCAAGGAGCUCAAAAAGCCCAUGCCCAUCCUUGUACUUAUUCUCGCUCUUUUGCUUUAAUGGAUUCAGCUUAGGGUUUAGGCCCUCGUAGUCCUCCUGUUCACUUUGGCUUUCAAUGUACUGUUUGGCCCGUCUUCUUUGUUAAUUGUUUAACUAAUCUUCCGUUAGAAGGAAAAUU
Messenger RNA from Nelumbo nucifera (sacred lotus), 949 nucleotides. Its product is annotated as high mobility group B protein 3-like. NCBI's taxonomy places the organism in Eukaryota, Viridiplantae, Streptophyta, Magnoliopsida, Proteales, Nelumbonaceae. The record is from RefSeq and is a predicted model, not a curated record.